AUGGCCAGCGUGCAGCCAGGCCAUUCUCAUGGCGACCUGGUUGACGACGAUUCACUCCUGGACGAUGAUCUGAUUGAAGCCGACCACGACAUCGAGGCCGAUGAUCCCUUACACACGUCCGACACAGCCCCUCUACGAGGCAACAUCGCAUCCGACUCUGGCCGAGGCAGCCGCGUAGACGGCUAUGGCAACUACCUUACCUCCUCGAUUCCUGGUGAAGAUCGCCGAGCGACCCAAAAUACCAUCGAUGAGACUGUUUGGGCGACUCUAUCGCGCGACCUGUUCGCCGUCUGGGAAAAGAUGCGCCAGGUACUCUGGCCUAAAUACUUGCUGGGCGGUAUGCUGCAACGCGGUGGAGGAGGUAUUGCAGGUGCUGCUGAGCGAGGCGAGGCAUCUGGAUUCGGUCGUAACCUGCGCGGGAUCGUGGGUCGCUGGCCAGAUGCCGAUGUGGUUCUGCAGGGUGGCAUGAGUGAAGGGUUGCGCGACUGGGAUCUUUGGGGCCCGCUUGUCUUCUGUCUGGUUCUGAGUUUGUUCCUAUCUGUCGCAAAGGGUGACCAGGCUUCGCUGGUCUUCUCGGGUGUCUUCUGCAUUGUUUGGAUUGGCGAGGCUGCCGUUACUCUGCAGAUCAAGCUUCUUGGAGGAAAGAUCUCCUUCUUCCAGUCAAUUUGCAUCAUCGGUUACACACUCUUCCCACUGGUCAUUGCCGCGCUCCUAAGCGCGCUGGGCCUCCCGACAAUCGCCAGAAUACCCGUCUACCUCGUGCUUGUAGCAUGGUCGUUGGCUGCAGGUGUCAGCAUUUUGGGUGGCUCGGGUGUGGUGCGCAACCGUGUCAGUAUCGCGGUAUACCCACUGUUUGUGUUCUAUAUCGCGAUCGGGUGCCUCUGUUUCAUUAGUUAA
Molecule: messenger RNA, 897 nt
Organism: Penicillium subrubescens
Lineage: Eukaryota; Fungi; Ascomycota; Eurotiomycetes; Eurotiales; Aspergillaceae
Product: Yip1 domain protein
Exons: 4
Coding region: 1-897 (298 amino acids)
Biological process (GO): endoplasmic reticulum to Golgi vesicle-mediated transport
Cellular component (GO): trans-Golgi network; membrane
Source: RefSeq, a predicted model, not a curated record